This is a messenger RNA of Gossypium raimondii (Peruvian cotton), 1478 nucleotides long. RefSeq lists its product as uncharacterized. The transcript is spliced from 5 exons. Gene Ontology annotation, molecular function: ubiquitin binding. The coding region runs from base 336 to 1136 and encodes 266 amino acids. NCBI's taxonomy places the organism in Eukaryota, Viridiplantae, Streptophyta, Magnoliopsida, Malvales, Malvaceae. The record is from RefSeq and is a predicted model, not a curated record.
UGCUGCUACCUGCCUCCUCCUCUUCAUCCCAACCAUGAUAAUAAACGAUAACAAAAUUAAAAGAAAAAAAAAAGAAUUUAGCAAAAGUCAAAUUUCUUUGAUUUCCUCAAAUGCUACAACAACAAGAAGAAUUCUUCUCUAUCAAAUUGCUAACGAUAGAGAGUAAGCGAAUCCUAAUUUUCUGAAGCCCUUUUGCGUUUUUUUUAGAGAAAUCGAGAUCGAUCGGAUCGGAGAUUUUGAAACUGAAUUUAGAAAAUAUAAUUUAAAAGGGAAAGGACGGAUUUGGGAUAAAAAAGAAAAGAAAAGGCCGUGAGAGCAGGCAAUUUGGCUGAAACAUGUCUGCCAUAGUUUCAGGGAAGAGAUCUUUCUUUGAGGAAUUGAGUGCGCCACCUCCCGUUGCUAAGAGAAUCCGUUGUUCUUCUCGUUUUGCUUCUUCUUCUUCCUUCUCCCCUUCUUCGCCGCCUCCUUUGUUUUUGACCGAUCAAUUGAUUGCUAUUUUCCCUGAAAUGGAUAAACAGGUUCUCGAGAGAGUACUUGAAGAAUGCGGAGACGAUUUGGAUUCAGCUAUUAGACGUUUGAAUGAACUUCGUUUAGGAUCUGCUGAUAGAAAUGCAGCAAUUGCCGCUGACGAUAAAACUGGUGUGGAAUUAAAAGAACUUCAAGCUCAAGGUGUAGCAGCCAAUGGAGAUGUGGCUAAGGAACCGACAGCUCCCGAAGCUAUGGAUGGUUCAGAUUGGGUGGAGCUUUUUGUUAGGGAAAUGUUAAAUGCUUCUAACAUUGAUGAUGCCAGAGCACGUGCUUCAAGAGCACUGGAGGUUUUGGAGAAAUCCAUUUGUGCACGAGCUGGAGCAAAGGUGGCCCAAAAUUUCCACCAGGAAAAUAAGAUGCUAAAAGAACAACUGGAAGCACUCAUUCAGGAAAAUACUAUUCUGAAACGAGCUGUUGCCGUUCAGCAUGAGCGUCAGAAGGAGUACGAAAAUCAGAGUCAGGAGUUGCAGCAUCUGAAGCAACUAGCAUCUCAGUAUCAAGAGCAGUUGAGAACCCUUGAGGUAAACAACUAUGCAUUGACAAUGCACUUGAAGCAAGCUCAGCAAAGUAGCUCUAUCCCGGGCCGUUUCAACCCCGAUGUUUUCUAGAAGUUCUUGGAUAUGGUUUUUGCAGAUGAUUUGUGUGCAACUCAGUCCUCGAAUCCUGGCAAAAGCUUUGCUAACAAUAUUAAGCUGCCAAUAGCUAUUAUCUUAAUGUGCAUCAACAGGUAUGCUGCCACCGGGUGAUGUAUAUUUUCUUUCUCAUUUUACAAACAAAUAGGCUCCAGUCAAAAGAUCAAGCCUUUAUUAUUUUAACGAAAGACAUGCAUGGUAGUUUGUCUUUCCGAUUAUUUACUUGAACUGGAAAUUUGAUAGUAAAAAUAAUGUUGGUAGGCUCCAUAUAACCUAUAGAGCAAAUGGAAAUACUUAGAAGUCUACAUUUUCUUUCUA